UCUUGGCUGAUAUCUUUUCAUUUUCCCAUGAUGUCAAGUAAAGAGGCACUGAGUUUGAAGGUAGGCCUUCAAAUACAUCCACAGGUACACCUCCAAUUGACUCAAAUGAUGUCAAUUAGCCUAUCAGAAGCUUCUAAAUCCAUGACAUCAUUUUCUGGAAUUUUCCAAGCUGUUUAAAAGGCACAGUCAACUUAGUGUAUGUAAACGUCUGACCCACUGGAAUUGUGAUACAGUGAAAUAAUCUGUAAACAAUUGUUGGAAAAAUUUCUUGUGUCAUGCACGAAGUAGAUGUCCUAACCGACUUGUCAAAACUAUAGUUUGUUAACAAGAAAUUUGUGGAGUGGUUGAAAAAGGAGUUUUAAUGACUCCAACCUAAGUGUAUGUAAACUUCUAACUUCAACUGUAGAUUGACAUGUGAAUUAAGCUUAAGGAUUUGUUUGUUUUUAUUUUUUUGCAUAUUUAUUUUUAUAUAGCCUACACUUUCUCGCUCUGAACUUCUAUCACAAGUGGGGCGGGUGUGGGUUCUUGACAAUGAUCACCUAUUUGACAGCUCCAAGCAGUUCCACCACUUCUAACACUGCCAAAACAUCUGCUGGUGUCUGUUAUCGCUGGUUAACACUUGAUCUGAUGGAAUCCUAGCCUAAAUUGAGACCCAACUGAGUUCCACAUAAAAAAAUGUAAUACAAAAAAUGUAAUCUCAAAAGGAUCACCUAGUUCCAUACCUACGGACUGUUUGUCUAAUUUUAAUCUCAAAAGGAUCACCUAGUUCCAUACCUACGGACUGUUUGUCUAAUUUUAAUCUCAAAAGGAUCACCUAGUUCCAUACCUACGGACUGUUUGUCUAAUUUUAAUCUCAAAAGGAUCACCUAGUUCCAUACCUACGGACUGUUUGUCUAAUUUUAAUCUCAAAAGGAUCACCUAGUUCCAUACCUACGGACUGUUUGUCUAAUUUUAAUCUCAAAAGGAUCACCUAGUUCCAUACCUACGGACUGUUUGUCUAAUUUUAAUCUCAAAAGGAUCACCUAGUUCCAUACCUACGGACUGUUUGUCUAAUUUUAAUCUCAAAAGGAUCACCUAGUUCCAUACCUACGGACUGUUUGUCUAAUUGUAAUCUCAAAAGGAUCACCUAGUUCCAUACCUACGGACUGUUUGUCUAAUUUUAGGUGUGUCGCUCUGCAAGACCCUUCGGUUGCUCUACCACAACUACUUCUACCUCAGCAUCUUCUUUGUUUCCUGCAUUAGCGUGGACCGCUAUCUCGCCAUCGUCCACCCGCUGCGCUCUGUGGUGUUACUCGGCCGCCGGCAGACCUAUUUCCUCUGUGCCGUUAUCUGGGCCAUUUCCAUGGUGAUAAGUGUCCCUGUAGCUCACAUGACUUUGCUACAACAUUGCCCCGGAGACAAUAAUCGUACCGUGUGUACCCUGUAUAUGUUACUGGACGACACUGAGGAGAGCCUACCCUACUCAAUCUGCUGUACCACCAUCGGCUUCCUCUUCCCUCUAAACUCCAUCUGUUACUGUUGCCUCCGCAGCAUCAGGGAGCUGCGCCUCCGCAGCCGUCGGCCACAGGUACACCUCCACAAAAACAACAAGGGGCGACGUGUCCGUCUGACCCGCGUGUUGACCGCCGUGCUGACCCUCUUCGCCCUAUUCUACCUGCCCUACCACCUAAGCAGGAAUGCGGCCAUCGUGAUGCAUGCCAUGUACCUGGGCAGGCCGGCGUUCUGGCAGCCCGUAGACCUGGCAUUCUGCCUGGAGAUCUGUCUAUGUAGCCUGAAUACCUGUGUCAACCCGCUGUUCACUUGCUUCGUGGGACGGCAGUUUAGAAAGGAGUUCCAGGAUACCUUUGGGUUCGCUUGGCUGCAGCUUUGGAAGAGUCAACGACAGCAAUCAGCGGUGAAUCAUGUGACGUCAGUAACAGGGUUGUUUGAGAGAAAGAGGAACCAGAGGACCAUAGGGCAUGAGAGAGAGGGGCAUGGUGGCCAGGGUUUGGCUGCUGUCACUCCACUGUGAAUGCUGAAGGAUCAGACCAUGGUAAAUGACCAUCUCAAUCAUUUUUUAAAAUCCAUCCUCUCCCCAUCGCCUCUCUUGGCGGGGGGAGGAGGGGGGGGUUGUCUUUAUAGCAGCUGGACCACACAGAUGAUCAGAUCUCAGACACAAUUACAUCUUAAGAAUCACAGCAACGAUCCUGUCUGUGGGUGGUUAUCUGUGUGAUACAGCAACAAGCCUGUCUGUGGGUGGUUUUCUGUAUGUUACAGCAACGAACCUGUCUGUGGGUGGUUGUCUUCCUUACUUUAUUUUGUACUGAGCAUGGAAUUGGUAUGCAUGUCACUUUUAGGUAGUCCUGAGGCAUGGUCCUAGGGCUCAGGUCCUCCGGGAGGGGAGAACUCUAUAGAAGAAAGCCCUGCCUCCAGCUGUUUGCUUUGAAAUUCUAGGGACAAUAAGGAGGCCUGCAUCUUGUGACUGUAGCGUACUUGUAGGCAUGUACGGUAGGACCAAAUCAGAGAGAUUAGGUCAAGGGGCAAGAAACACUUUGUAAGUUAGCAGUAAAACCUUGAUAUCAGCCCUAGCCUGAUUAGUCUAAUCUAGAAGUGACUAAAGCAUGAAUUCAUUUUUCUGCAUAAUUUGUGGGCAAAAAGAAUAUGUCAGUUCGGUUGUCAUCGGAGACAUAAACUCUACAGUGGAAAGCCUACACAUCAGAGAUAUCGGAUUCACAUAGAAUUGUUGUUCAAUUUAACUGUUUGAUUAUGAAAUGAUUCGUGAUGGGAUGCAAUGUGAUUUUAGCUUCUAAAAUGUGAGAUUUGGGUUUUCAUAAGGUAGGGCUCUGCUCAAUCAGUGAAGAGACAUGGGCUAUAAAACUGUUCAAACACGUCCUCCUCUCCCUUUCUAUAUAAAGCCUUGACGACAAUAUAACCUCCUGUUCCGGGGAUGUGAGGACGACGGUCCGAUGUCAGAAUGGUUCAGAUAAUAACUACAGAACGAAGCCAACAUCAGCGUGAGCUUUGGUUGCGAAUGGUAUGAACUUUGAACUCUUAUUCACUACAGAAGUGACACCUCCUAGCCGUUGAGUUAGCAACAGCAGCUGCAAACGCAGGAUAGGAAGGAACAGACAGAGUAUCCCUUCUACCACACAACGACGUUACUACAACCUAUCCAAUUUACUAGCAGAGGACUCUUCAAAGGACUUGGUUGGACAACACGGCCUUCCAUCUACCACCAAACUUCCUACCACCAACCAACCUUCCGAAGCGCAGCUCAGAGUAAAUAUUUAUUGCAUUUUCCUUUUCCAAAUGGGCGGUAAUUUAGAAUGCAUAAGAUUCUGUAUUUACGAUAGCAAAGCUUCUCCCUUUGUUCCUCAGUCUUCCCGCUCUUUCACUCAAACCCAGCCCCUUUUCUUUUGUGUCACCAGCUGUCAUAUCUGUUCUGCCCGCUAGGGACGUUUUCCUUUAUGACGUAAUUUGUAAUCAAGUUAUGAAUUAAUUAUGUGUAUGUGUAAUUCUGUGUGAUUAGUUAGAUAUUUAGUAAAUAAAUAA
Molecule: messenger RNA, 3531 nt
Organism: Oncorhynchus nerka (sockeye salmon)
Lineage: Eukaryota; Metazoa; Chordata; Actinopteri; Salmoniformes; Salmonidae
Product: succinate receptor 1-like
Exons: 2
Coding region: 1343-2011 (222 amino acids)
Biological process (GO): G protein-coupled receptor signaling pathway
Cellular component (GO): plasma membrane
Molecular function (GO): G protein-coupled receptor activity
Source: RefSeq, a predicted model, not a curated record